AUGGCGGCGCUCAGGGCGGCGGUGCUGCUGCUGCUGGGGUUGUGCCUGGGUUGCGCGGCUGCCGCCGUCCCCCUGGUUAUCUGGCACGGCAUGGGAGACAGUUGCUGCAAUCCACAAAGCAUGGGCUACAUUAAGAAAAUAGUGGAGAAUAAAAUACCAGGGAUUUAUGUUGUGUCUCUCAAGAUUGGAAGCAACAUGAUACAGGAUAUGGAGAACAGCUUCUUUAUGAAUGUGAACGAUCAAGUGAGCGAGGUGUGCAGCCAGCUCGCAAAGGACCCUCACCUGAAAGGAGGCUACAACGCAAUGGGCUUCUCCCAAGGUGGCCAGUUCCUGAGGGCAGUGGCCCAGAGGUGUCCUUCUCCUCCCAUGCUCAAUUUGAUCUCCGUUGGGGGACAGCACCAAGGCGUGUACGGCUUUCCACGCUGUCCUGGUGAGAGCUCCCAUAUCUGUGACUGGAUCCGAAAGACGCUGGAUCUAGCCGCCUACACGCAAGCUGUUCAAGAGCACUUGGUACAAGCAGAGUAUUGGCACGACCCUCUGAAGGAGGAGGACUACAGGAAAAACAGCAUCUUUUUGGCUGACAUAAAUCAGGAGAGGGGUAUCAAUGAGACGUACAAGAAAAACCUGAUGGCUCUGAAAAAGUUUGUGAUGGUGAAAUUUCUCAAUGAUACCAUGGUCGACCCUCCGAUCUCUGAGUGGUUUGGGUUUUACAAAAGCGGCCAAGCCAAGGAGACCAUCCCGCUGAAGGAGACCUCGCUGUACACAGAGGAUCGCCUGGGGCUGCAGGAGAUGGACAAAGCAGGAAAGCUGGUGUUCCUGGGGGUGAAAGGGGAUCAUCUACACUUCUCAGAAGAGUGGUUUUACACCACUAUCCUCCCCUUCCUCCAGUGAAGCUAAGGGGAGGCACCCUGUGAGAACACUGGGGAGGGUCUACCACUGUAGUUAAUGCAGCUGCUACUGUGCAACAGCACUUUCUGCGUACAAACCUGCGGGGAUCCGGGGAAGGGGAAGAAGCGGGGUUUAGCUCAGCAGUUCCACGGUGUGCGGAGGUGGCACCUGCUACGCUGCAGUAAGAGACCGGGAUUUGUCUGGAUGUAAUUACGCUCCAAUAUGGGUGGACUGAGCCUUGCACUGACUCUGAAGCACUCCAUCCUGCACAGGCCCUGCUAAGUCUACUUCAGUUCUCAGAGCUGCAGCUCUGCUGGUCACUUGGUGAUGGCAAAACGAUUAGCUGUACGAGAGGUUUGUUUUUCCCUGUCGCCUGUUCCUCGCGGGAGGCAAUGGCAGUAUUAACCGAAAUCACUAGUGUAAGAAUGCUGUACCUCUUAAGGGGAUCAGCAAGUAGACUUAGAUGGCUGUAUGCAGAGGAAAGAUAUUACAGCCUCUCCUUCAAGAUGGGGAAAAGGGCCAAAUUUAGGGAUUUUUGGGGAAAAAGGAGGGGUUUGAAUUAAGUGGGUAUUAACAGCUUGAACAGUUUUCAACUAAUGGCUUGUUUUAUGCACUUUUGUACAGCAACUGAAAUCAAUAAAGAACUUUACAUCUAACCAACUAAAAACAGAGAUGA
Gymnogyps californianus (California condor) is the source of this 1564-nucleotide messenger RNA. It is a transcript of the gene PPT1, whose product is annotated as palmitoyl-protein thioesterase 1. The transcript is spliced from 9 exons. The record is from RefSeq and is a predicted model, not a curated record. Gene Ontology annotation, biological process: receptor-mediated endocytosis; protein depalmitoylation. Gene Ontology annotation, molecular function: palmitoyl-(protein) hydrolase activity. Lineage: Eukaryota; Metazoa; Chordata; Aves; Accipitriformes; Cathartidae. The coding region runs from base 1 to 891 and encodes 296 amino acids. Gene Ontology annotation, cellular component: lysosome.